This is a messenger RNA of Cucumis melo (muskmelon), 1511 nucleotides long. RefSeq lists its product as uncharacterized. The coding region runs from base 114 to 1358 and encodes 414 amino acids. Lineage: Eukaryota; Viridiplantae; Streptophyta; Magnoliopsida; Cucurbitales; Cucurbitaceae. The record is from RefSeq and is a predicted model, not a curated record. The transcript has 2 exons.
UUGUUCUUCUUUAAUUCAACACGUUGAAGUGUAUGGUUGAAACAUCUGUAUCUCUUACAUAACACCUCCAUCGCUCUCACCAUAAAUCUUCUUCCUAUUACUUCACUAAGUAAAUGUAUUUUGUUCUUCAUCCAAAUCUCUUCACAACACUUAGCUUCAAUAUGACCAACCUGUUCGCUAUGUUUCUCAUCAUCACUACUUUAACUGCCGCCGGACUCUGGUCUCCUCCUCCUCCUCCGCAAAAUGUUAUCGUUAAAGAAGGCCAUCGAGUCGUUGUGGUCGAGUACGACGACCAAGGUCAACACAAUACUAAAGUUUCCAUCUCUUCCGAACCCGACCUAGAUGCCAAAAAUUCCGGAAGACACCGCACCAAAGAUCUUAUUUGCGAUGUCUACGGAAAAUGUAAGCAUAAAGUAGCCAGUGCUGUGGAGAAAGCUAAAGUCAUGGUUACGGAGACGGCGCAAGAAGCCCACGACGUUGGAGAGUCUGUCGCCGGUGCAUUUGAUGAAGCCAAAGACAAACUGAAAGAGGGUGCGAAGGAAACAUUUGGUGAAGCCAAAGACAAAUUGAAAGAGGGUGCGAAGGAAACAUUGGAAAUGGCGAAAUCAAGAGAAGAAAAGGUUGUGAAAGGUGCUGAACGGGUGGCAAAGGAAACAGGGGAGAAGAUCCAAACAGGGGAAAACAAGCUGAAGGAGAAUUUGAUGGGUUUAGUUGAUAGAGGAUUUAAGGUAAUGAAUUAUUUAUUUAGGCACUUGGGUGUUGGUAUGGAUGCGUUGGGUUUGUUGGGAUUUGCAAUGGCUUUAGGAAUGGGUGUGUGGGUUACCUUCAUUUCUAGCUAUGUGUUGGCGAGUGUGCUGCCAAGACAACAGUUGGGUGUGGUACAGAGCAAGAUAUAUCCUGUGUAUUUCAAGGCCAUGGCUUCUUGCAUUGGGAUGGCUCUGUUGGGGCAUCUAUUCAGCCGCACCGAAUGGAAGUUUCCAAUUCCAAAAAAUAGUGAAGUGGUUCAAGGAUAUGUUCUUGUGGCUGCACUUCUGAUGAUUUUUGCCAAUUCUCUCUACAUGGAGCCUCGAGCCACUAAGGUAAUGUUUGAGAGAUUAAAAAUUGAGAAGGAAGAAGGAAGAGGAAUCGAGGACAUAGGCAGGGAAGAAACUGUGAAUGUGAUUGAUAAUUCUCCAGCAAUAACAAGUAGCACACCCACACAAAUUGUAGAUCGAGAGGUGGUGAAAUCCAGAAUAGUGGGGUUGAAUAAGAGGCUAAAGAAGUUGAAUUCAUAUUCGUCAUUGUUGAACUUGCUCACUCUGAUGGCUCUUACUUGGCAUCUUGUGUAUUUGAGCCAGCGUUUAUGCAAUCCCUGCUAAUACAGCAAACAAUGUUUCUUUCCCUUGCGUUAUAUUAGGAUGAUGAUGUGCAUAUUAUUAUAUUUUACUUCUUUGAUGUACAAAAAUCAGCAAUGUCUAACUUAGAUUAGGAGGAUUAUCUAAUGUAAUUUCAGAUGGUUUUUUUGUUCUGUU